GCGCGCCGCGGCGCCCGCGGCGGACGCCGAGGGCGGCGGGGAGCAGGAGCCGCUGGCCGAGCAGAGGGAGGAGCUCCGGGCAGCUGUCGCGCGGCUCAUCCUCAGCCAUGCGCCUCUGCCCGCCGGAGAUGGACGCGGGCGCUCGCUGCCCCUGAGCAAGCUCGGCUUCUUCCCAGAGGUCCAACGGCACCGGUCGGGGCUGGGCACGUUGCGUCGCGCGCUGGAGCGCAUGAGUGACACCUUCGAGGUGGUGCAGCCGGAGGGGAAGGCGGCCGAGGUGCGCCUCCAGGACGCGGCCGAGCUGCCCCCCGCAGCCCAGGGCGUGGAGUCCCAUUUGGCGCUGCUGCGCGCCGCGGUGCUGGCCCGGCUCCGGGACAGUGAGGAGCAGGCCCUGCCCCUCACCGUGCUGGGCGCGGCAGGGGAGGUGCGGGACCUCCGGAAGGGCCUGGGCAGCCUGAGCAAAGUCCUUCGGCACUUCGGGGACGCGGUGGAACUGGUGGAGGAGGGCGACCCAGCGGAGCUGAUGGUGCGGCUGCUGCCCUCUGCGAGCGGGAGCGGGCAGGACGCCCGCCGCUCGGAAGGCCGGCCGUCCUCCGCCGCGCCGCCCGCGCCGGAGUGCGCCGUGGAGGCCGUGGCCGCACCGGGACUGUCUUCCGAGGUCAAGGAGGAGUGGAGCCGGGCGCGCUGCCGGGUCGUGGCCGUGCUGCAGAGGUCGUCCUGGGCUGGGGACAUCGUGGCAGUGGUGCAGCCCCUCGCCGGGAGGCAGCACCUGAAGGUCCAGCCGAGGGACCGCCGCAUGCCGGCGUUUUGGGUGGUGGAGGAGGACCUGCCGGGCGGCGCGGCCGCGCACGCCGAGGCGGGGGACGCGGAGGGCCCACCGAAGGCGCGCGGGGAGGCCCGCCGCCUGAAGGCACAGGCCGCCGGAGCCGAGGCCCGCGCGCGCAGCGUGUCCCGCGAGCAGCUCGUCCGCGCGGUCGACGCGGAGGAGCACGGGCAGGGCGGCGGCGUCCUCUGCGUGGUCCGGGCCGUCGACUGGCCCCGCGAGUCGCUGUCGCCCAGGGCGCGGGUGACGGAGGUGCUGGGCCCGCUGGGCAGCGCCGCGGCCGAGUCCGACGCGCUCCUGGCCUUCUACGGGCUGGAGUGGCGGGGCUUCGACCAGGCUGCGGAGGAUGCCCUGCGCGAGGAGUUUCCGACCGGGGACGGGGUAGUCGCGCAGGAGCUGGCGGCUGGCCGCGCCGACAUGAGGCAACUGCGGUGUAUCACGAUCGACCCGCCCAACGCCAAGGACCUCGACGACGCGGUGUCCGUGGUGCCCGGCCCCAGGCCCGGCACCUUCCGCAUCGGCGUGCACGUGGCAGACGUCACGCACUUUGUGAGGCCCGACAGCGCCAUCGACGCAGAGGCGAGGCGGCGGGCGACCACGGUGUACCUGAUCACGAAGGUGUACCCCAUGUUGCCCAGGAGGCUGAGUGAGGGGCUGUGCUCGCUGUUGCCCGACGGCGACAGGCUCUCGUUCUCUGUUUUCUUCACCCUCGACGGCGAGGGCAACCUGGUGCCCGAGGACCCGCCCUGGAUCCAGAAGGCGGUCAUCCGCACCUGUACGCGCCUCGACUACCACCAGGUGGACGCCGCCCUGGAUGGAGGGCCCCCAGACGACGGCAUCUCGCAGGAGGUCCUCGGCGAUCUUCGCUGCCUCGAGGCGGUCACCGCGGCGCGCCGCAAGCUCCGCAUAGACAGCGGCUCCGUGGUGCUCGAGCGGAGGUCCCCCGCGUUCAAGACCGACUCCGACGGGCGCGUGGAGGGGCUCGAGCUCGAGUCGACCGCUUCCGCAUCGCACCGGCUCAUCGAGGAGCUCAUGGUCCUGGCGAACCACAUCGUUGCCCUGCGGCUCGUCGAGGGGGGCGCUGCGGCCGCGGCCGUGGGAGGCGCUGCACAGGAGGCAUCGGUCUCGUUGCCGCUGCUCCGGCGCCACAAGGACUCGGAGUCGAAGGUGCGCCAGAAGGUGUUCGAGGUGCUGCCUGGGGCCCUGCGGAGCGAGGCCCCGCAGAACACUGGGCUGCAGGAGCUGCUGCAGUGGUGCAAGGAGCGCAUGCUGCCGCAGACGUACGAGGCCGUGUGUUCGGAGGUCCUUACGGAGUUCGAGGAGGCCGAGUACUUCGUGGCGGAAGUGAACGAUGACGGGGUUGAAGACGAACAGGAGGCUCCCGAUCUGGCACAUUGGGCAUUGGCGCUGCCCGCGUACAUGCACUUCACCUCUCCGAUACGCCGCUACGCGGACGUCCUGGUGCAUCGGCGGCUGGCGUACAUGUUGGAGCAGGAGGCCUCUUCGCGACAAGCCGAGACUCGCGCUGACCAUGGCGCGGGGGGGGCUGCUGUGGACCACGGUACUUUCUUGGAGGGACUGAAGGAAGCCGCCAACGUGUGCAACGCCAAGAAGCGCGACGCGCAGGAUGCACAGAUCGACGCGAUACAGUUGGCACUUUCGGAGCAUGUCAGUCGGAGUGGCGGCGUCGAUGUCGAGGAUGCCGUGGUCACGCGGAUCCUUCUGCCGCGGCUUCCGGAUGCGCGAGAGUUGGAGCAAGAAGCUGCCCACCCCCCCCAGGCACUGGACGAGGUGGAGGCGUCGCGUACGUUCAAGGAGCGCAUCCAGAAACGGACGAUAAAGGAGGCGCUGGAGUUCUACAUCCCGCUGGCACAGUGCUCGCGCUCGGUGAGCUUCGAAGCGCUCGGUAUCGAGCUCGUACCCGGCAGUGAUGUGCAGCAAGGGGACGGCGGUGAGGGCCCUGCGCGCCCGCCGGGCAAGGCCGGCGGCGGCAAGAGCGGGUCAGCCAGCGAGGCCGUCACCGCCGUGAGCAGCGUCCGGGUCCGCGCCGCAGGCCGCGCUGGACCAGAGGUGGAGCUGCGCGCGCUGGAGCCCCUUACUGUUCGCCUGGUGGCCGAGCAGACGGAGGCGCUCUCACCGCGACGGUGGACGGUGCGCUUCCCCUGGGCCGCCGCCGCCACGGACGGCGGCCCCGGCGCGGGCGCCGUGGAGGGCGCCGCGCGCGAGGGGCCGCCGGGGCCCCGCUCCCGCUCCCUCCGGCCCGCCUCCUCUGAGCUGCCGGCGCCGGUCGCGCCCUCGGGCUCGGGGGCCGCCGCGCCCCCGCCGCCGCCGCCGCCCCCGCCCUCGGGUGCCGGGGCGCCGCGAGCGGGCCCGGGCGGCAUCGAGAAGAGCGCCGCCUCUCCUCUCGGGAGCGGGGGGGGCUUGCCGGGCGGGGUGCUCGAGAGCUCCACGGGCGCCGUGGGGCAGGGGCAGGACGCCGAAGUGCCGUGCACUCUGCGGUGGCCCAUGGGCCAAGGCAUCGACCAGGACGGCUUGGUCUCCGCGCUGCACGGGGACUUCCACCCGCUGGUCGAGUCCAAGCUGGCCAUCGGCAUGCUGCUGCCGAUGGUGGUCGCCACGACACUGGCCCAGCUGGUCUGCCGGCACCUGCACAGGCUGCACGAGAAGCCGCCCGCAAGGUCACGGUUGAACAGCGACUUCGCCUCGCCCGCGAAACUGCAGGCAAUGGGCGUUCGGUUUGCUCCAGUUCGCAACUGGGGCAGAUCGUUCCGUGGUGCCUUCGUCGCCGACGACAAUGACCUGGACUUAGAGGAAAGUGACCUGGGCCGCUUUACAGUGGACAGCGAGUCGCAGACUUGGUGCCUUCACAGUUUUCAGAUUUGCCUUCAGGCGAAUACGUGCAUAACGGUGGGCGUAGCCACUACUUUCUUCAGCCACAUUUUUACGAAGGGCCACUUGGUCACCGUGACGUCUGCCGUCGUGGUGGCGCUGUCGGCCUUCGUGUGCUUGAUGGCAGCGGGGGGGAUGUCUCCACCGUUCGCCGCCUCGGGCUUGCCGCCCUCGCUAUUUUUCCUCUGUCAUGGAGUCGCCGUGGUUCCAAAGCAGGACUCCUUGGGCACCGGUUUAGUGCCCUAA
This is a messenger RNA of Prorocentrum cordatum, 3958 nucleotides long. Lineage: Eukaryota; Dinophyceae; Prorocentrales; Prorocentraceae. The record is from the annotation of a GenBank genome assembly.